CACUGAGCUAACCACGACAGCUGAUGGCGGUCGGCCGUUAACGGUGACAUCCGCCCCCUCGUCUUCCCCGUUACGCGUUUCCGAGUACCGAUCGUCGUCGACGUCGAUACCGUCGCCGGACCCCCCACACAGCACCGAUUGCACUUUCGCCAGAAACACAUGGCCACUCCGAAAGCAUAAUUAGACGAGUUAGAAAGCGAGCAUAAACAUGACUUGGUGUGACGAGAAGUGCCUUCUGUAUUCUGGAACGAGCAUCGCGGAUUAAACACACUCGACCUCGUAAUAAUUAUCAAGACCUUGUACGUUUUAUUUCCUAAAUAUAUUGGAGAGUGUCAAAAUGUUAAUCAAGUAUUGCAUGUGUCAAGUUUAAAUAAUUUUCAGUCCACUCAGUUUCACUGCUGUGAACGAAUAAUGAACAUUUAAAUUUGGUGAUACAUAUGAAUUAUCAGAACAUAAAGGAUUGAUACUUAUAAUAUGCAAGAAUCAUGAUAGCUGAAGAUUUAAUCUAAAACAUUACACUUAUUUGUGAGAAAGAGGACACAUACAAUAUAUAGUGGCAGCAGAUAUGUUUGGUUGUCCUAGAGAAGCUGUACGAGUCAAAGUUAAGAAAUGCGAAACCAGGCAUCAACCCGAGUAUCGCAAGUUCAGUGUGGACCCUCAAAUAACAUCGAUAGAGGUACUGCAGAGCAUCCUCAUCAAGGCUUUCGACAUAAAAGGGGAAUUCACCGUUUCAUAUCGAGCGAUCGACGAUUAUGGCUCGGAGACGUAUCUAUUCCUACUCUCGGACUGGGACUUAGACGCCGCGUUCAUCAGCGCGUCCGAGCCGUACCUCUAUCUGCAGGUGAACCUGAAACCAUUCGGCGAAACCGGAGACUGCGAGUGCUACUGGGAGCAAAAUGCGCAAGAAGUCUCGACGCGUCAGCAGGAAACGGGGUUUCCUUACAAGACGCCAAAACUACCUGGUCUCAUAAUGAAUAAGAUGGAAAGGACACUCAAUAUGGUACAGCGUGCGUUGGGCAACUUGGGUGAAGAGUCGUCUCAUCAGCAGAGUGCUCAGCCUCCACGGCCACCGCUGAUGGACGCUGAGUUUCGUCGAUUUCUAGAUCCAAUCGGCCAGGUGGUGCACUCCAAGGAGCUGCGGGCGGUUAUUUAUUUCGGCGGGAUCGAGCCAAGUCUGCGCAAGGUGGUCUGGAAACAUAUCCUGAAUGUAUACCCGGAGGGGAUGUCGGGUCGCGAACGCAUGGAUUAUAUGAAGAGGAAAGCGCAGGAGUACCAAAAUUUACGCGAACGAUGGAAGGUGCUGGUGCAGAAGGGACAGAACAUCGGCGACCUCGCUUAUGUCACCGGUAUGGUGAGGAAGGAUGUCCUGAGAACGGACAGGCAUCACAAGUUUUACGGUGGCUCAGACGACAAUCAGAAUAUCGCAAGUCUCUUCAACAUUCUGACGACGUAUGCUUUAAAUCAUCCGAGUGUAAGCUACUGCCAGGGCAUGAGCGACCUGGCCUCGCCUCUCCUCGUCACGAUGCGGGACGAAGCGCAAGCCUACAUCUGCCUCUGUGCUCUCAUGAGAAGAAUGAAGGACAACUUCAUGCUCGAUGGUAUUGCCAUGACUACCAAAUUUGCUCACCUCGCAGAAGGUCUCCAGCACUACGAUCCUGACUUCUACGCGUACUUAAAAUUGCAUCAAGCGGAUGAUCUACUAUUCUGCUAUCGCUGGUUGUUGUUGGAAAUGAAACGUGAAUUUGCGUUGGACGACGCGCUCAGAAUGCUUGAGGUUCUUUGGGCGUCUUUACCCGCAUCACCGCCAAACGGCGAACUGGGUCUUGCUGAGGUGCCUUUUCCACCGCCAUCGCCGCCUCCAAGUCCGAACGUCAAGCAUAUUCGCGAAAACGCCUACACCAAAGUCUGCGCCAUUAGACGACAAAGUUCCUCAGCCAGCAUUGCCGCUAACGUGAAGCGGAAAGCUUUCAGCACGGAAGAACCGUCAUCUCUACAAUCAGCUACCGAAAUUAACGGAGAAAGGAAAAGAUCUAAUUCGCCGUACGAAACGUUCUCCGAUUCAGAGAACGAUUUGACCAGCACGAAGAACAGAAGGAAUACCGAAUCGACAGAAAAGUGCCUAAGUACAGAUUCUCUACCCGUUAGAUCGAAACGCUCAAAUCUCCUGGAACUGACAGAGAAGUUGACUGUCUCUAACAAAGAGCAGGCUAAAAACGGCGAACAGAACGAUGGUUGCGGUGAAAAGAAAUGUGCGCGAGUGGUAAAGAAUCUGAACGAGUUCUUGAACUUCACUAGUCUCAAUCGUAACAAAGUCACGCCGAGCGAUGCUGAACCCGAGCUUAGACGUGUUUCGAGCGAAAGCGGCGUGAUCAGAGUGUUGAGAGACGAACCCAGCUCGCCGGACGAUCCCGCAGACUUCUUCCCAAUGACUACGUCGAUGACCAGAGAAUUAAGACUGGAAUUGGAAUCGCUGGAUCGGCAAGUAUUUGGACCUUCGCCGCCCAGCGAGAUGCAAUGCGAUUGCGUGCUCUCAAAACGAGAAAGCGAUUUACCGGAGAGCGAGACCGAGACGGAAUUGGCAAGGUGCAGCCCGGCGGCGGACGUUUUUGUAUGGGAGAAUCCAUUGCACACGUUGCAACAGAAACAUCACCCCACGACUCCGGAUGAGCAGGCGGAAUUGGAGUAUGAUGGUGAAAUUUUGGAGGAUCAGAACGGCGUGAAAUCUGUCACGCCGAUCAGAUUGCUUAAACGUACCACCAGAUCCGAAUCGGCAUCCGAUAGCGAAGGAACGGAGAGUUGGCAUCAGAACGCGCCCCAGCCGGAGAGCCCGACGAAGCAGCAGCAGCAACUUGUCCAAGAGCAGUGCGAGGAGGCGACGGAGCUGACUAAUCUCAUACCCGCGGGAACGUGCGAGGAUCAAUUGGGCGAGAGCUCGCUGCCGCCUCCGAACGAAUUCGGUGGUGGCAAUCCGUUUCUGAUGUUCCUGUGCAUCACUCUACUACUGCAGCACCGAGACUUCCUUAUGCGCAAUCAAAUGGAUUACAACGAAAUGGCGAUGCACUUCGACAAGAUGGUCCGUCGUCACAACGUGAUCCGAGUACUUAAUCAGGCGCGACAGCUGUUCGCCGGUUAUCUCAGAAGACAUUCCGCCUCCUCUUCUUCGACCGGCUCGACUUCCACCAUCAAACCCGACUGCGUAAACGUAUAAUCCAUUCCCGAUCAGCUACCGAAAAUAUCAAUUCACAAUCAGACAGUCUGAGAUGCAAAAAAAAAAUAUUUCAAGCAGAAAUAUUUCAUCUAACUGGAUUAACGGCACAUAUCAUGGAAAUUAUGUCGCCGACUGGAACUUGGGAAGCUUAAGAGGACUCGAGUUAAUUCUCUCAAGGUGCUCGACGUUCGCGGAACGUUCUUGACGCUUGCUGAAUCCUCAGACAGUGUCUCUGAUAAACCGUUAAUUUUUACAACUUUUUUUUCCAAUAUGUAGAUAAACUACCUUUCAGCUAAUUAAAUAAAAAAUUACCCACACAUCCGUAAUUAAUUAUUAAAAUUGCUGUAGACAUUGAAAGUGUCCAAACGUGAUAACGAAUAAAUGACCAAUGUGUAAUAAGAGAGCAAUAAAAUGCAUCGUACUUAUAAUUACAUAAAAUUUUGAAGACAGUAUUUUCUGUAAGAAUAAUUUUUUUAAGAUAAGUCGUAUUAUUUAAAUUUAAUCAGAAAAAAACGGUAGAUCAGAGACAAUUGCCCAGGCCCGUACUUACUUUUCGACAGCACUCGUUAUUAUUCGUACGAGAGACUUCUCCACGCAUGAGUUGGAAUUGGAUUCGAUUCAGAAUACAACGAUCGGAAACGCUUAGUUAAUCCACGAAUGACACGUGUAGUCCUGUUCGUUCGCGCACGUUACCAUUCCAUCGCGACAUAAUGCACAAUAUCAUCAACCGCACGCAUCGACGAACCCUCUUACGCUGUACCUCAACGUAGAAUUAAGUCCUUAGUUUAACGCAUUCAGGGAUGGUCGUGAUAAAGCUGAAGCUGCGUCACUUCCGAAUGCGUUAAAUUUGUAAGAUACAUCCAUACCUACCAUAGAAUGGCUGAAUCUUAUUUUGUUCUCAAACGGUAUGCUUGGGAAACGACAAUAAAGUGCAUUUAAUUUCAUCGCUAUAAUGGUCGUUCUUUCUUUUUUUCUUUCUUACUGAAUUUAGAGCUAUCGGUGAAAUUUAUGAAAAUCCUGAAACAAAGUUUUGUCAUUUUUCAACAAGCGUGUAAACAAUUUUUUUCUUUGCCUAAUACUAUGUACAUAUAUAAUAAUUAUAAGAUAUCAAAUGUACUAAAUCAGUGACAGAAAGAAUUAAAAGAGAUUCAUGCAAUGAAAA
This is a messenger RNA of Linepithema humile (Argentine ant), 4370 nucleotides long. RefSeq names its product TBC1 domain family member 25. Lineage: Eukaryota; Metazoa; Arthropoda; Insecta; Hymenoptera; Formicidae. Gene Ontology annotation, cellular component: autophagosome. Gene Ontology annotation, biological process: regulation of autophagosome maturation; activation of GTPase activity. Gene Ontology annotation, molecular function: GTPase activator activity. The record is from RefSeq and is a predicted model, not a curated record.